AUGAUAGGUGCUAAACUUUAGCGGGUAUCCGAACGGGGCCUUAUGCUAGUACCAUACAACAGAGCGGCAUCCGGGCCGGAUAUAUUCCCUCCCCGCCCCCCGUCGUCGCGGAGCAGGACUCAACAGAGCGGUCACGUCACAUCAUCGUCGUCGACUUCGCCGAGCCGAGCUCGCUCGCAGGGAGAAAAGUCGAAGAGAACGCCGCGGGAGAAAACAAGUCCAGCGCACGCCAUGCGACCCGCGCUUGCUCGCUUAUUAUAGCAAGCAAGUAGCAAGGGCCAAGGGAGCAGCCAGAGUCCACAGGCAGGCUCCCUCGAUCCGCCGUCGUCUUCACCGCUUGAGCACCCCACUUUCUGCCCAACCUCCUGCUCCUCCUCAUCUCGAGAUCACCACCGCUACUGGGUCGAGGAGGAGGGGAGAUGGCGAGCGCCGCUGGAGGUGGGCCGGCGGGUGAAGGGGAGUGGCUCAAGGUCGCCGAGCUCAGGGCCAUGGUCCAGGCGCAGGACCCCCACGCCAAGGAGGUGGACAACCUGACGCUGCGGAGGUUCCUUCGCGCGCGCGACCACAACGUCGACAAGGCCUCGGCCAUGUUCCUCAAGUUCCUCCAGUGGCGGAGGGAGGCGGCGCCCGGCGGCUUCGUGCCGGAGGAGCAGGUGCGGAGGGAGCUCUCGCAGGACAAGAUCUGCAUGGGCGGCGUCGACAGGACCGGCCGACCCAUCCUCGUCGGCUUACCGGCCAGGCACUACUCCGCCAGCCGCGACAUGCCAGAGUUCAAGAGUUUUGUUGUCUACUUCUUCGACAAGAUCUGUGCCAGAAUCCCCAGAGGCCAGGAGAAAUUCCUCUGCAUCGUUGAUCUUAAGGGCUGGGGGUACUCGAACUGCGACAUCCGGGCCUAUAUCGCAGCCAUAGAGAUCAUGCAGAACUACUACCCGGAGCGGCUCGGCAAGGCGCUGCUGAUCCACGUGCCCUACAUGUUCAUGAAGGCCUGGAAGAUGAUCUACCCGUUCAUCGACAACAACACCAGGGACAAGUUUGUUUUCGUGGACGACAAGAGCCUGCAGGAGACACUGCGCCGUGAGAUCGACGAGAACCAGCUCCCAGAGUUCCUUGGCGGCAAGAUGCCCCUGAUCCCCCUCAAGGACUAUGUCCAGCAUCCUCAGGCCGUUUAACCACAUUGUGAGUCAUAUUUAGAGGCUAGGAGCACAGUACGAUCCGUGAUUACAACAAAGAUGCAUCUAUUGGUCCCGAAAUAGUGGCGUAACAUCUUCGCAGGAAAAAAGAAGAAGAAAAAAUAAAUGGUGUAAGUGUACCUGUAAAAUGCAGCUUUGUCCGCUUGCAGCGGGCGGGGUCAAUUGACCAGCGACUGCAAACCAAAUCCCUGAAUAUGUUAUGUGCACGUGCAUAUGAAAACUAUGAACAGGAAGGCACCCUGAAGACAAACACGAUCAUUCCUUCUCGCA
Messenger RNA from Setaria italica (foxtail millet), 1460 nucleotides. RefSeq names its product random slug protein 5. The transcript is spliced from 6 exons. The record is from RefSeq and is a predicted model, not a curated record. Bases 420 to 1169 code for a protein of 249 amino acids. NCBI's taxonomy places the organism in Eukaryota, Viridiplantae, Streptophyta, Magnoliopsida, Poales, Poaceae.